Molecule: messenger RNA, 999 nt
Organism: Cutaneotrichosporon oleaginosum
Lineage: Eukaryota; Fungi; Basidiomycota; Tremellomycetes; Trichosporonales; Trichosporonaceae
Source: RefSeq, a predicted model, not a curated record
CAUGCUUCCCAGGACGCGAGUACAAAACGAGAAUGCGCUGCCCGAUGACCGCGCUCGGUCAAAGGCCAAGCCCUCGAAGCUCUCCGCGAGCACGACAUCAGCACGGCGCCGCCCACUAAGCGAGAACGCGCAGGGCUCCGUCUCGGCCCCACCGACCCAGAAGCCCAGCAAGCCUCUGCGCCAGCGCAGUGCGCUCGCCCCGCUCGACAACGUCCCGCAAGCUCCCAAGACGGAAGGCAAGGCCUCCAGCAGCGACUCCAGCUCCACCCGUCCCAACGUCGCGCGUCUCCCGCGCCUCAAGGCGCCGACAAGCUCAACACGCGAGCUGCGCGCCAUGCCUCAGCGGCGGCCUGGCUCACCCCACACCCCGCCGCGCCAGGUCGCACCAAAGACGCCGACGGAGCAAGUGGGGCGCGCGGGCGCUGUGCGCGCAGCACUUCUUAACAAGCGGCGGCCGAUUGUUGUGCCAGACCCGCCACCCAAGCGGCCGCGCGUGCAACGCAGCAUCAGCGUGAGGGCGGACGAACUCUCGGCAGGGCGGAGCGCAGUUGACCGCGGUUACGAGCCUUCACCAAAGCGCAGUGCAAAGGGAGACGCGAUGGUGCGCAGCGUGUUUCCCAGCACCACAUUUGAGGAGCCCGAAGGAUUUGACUUCACCUCGCUACCUCCGCUCGAUGAGCCGCCAUCACCCCCUUGCGCGUUCGGAGGCGAUGACUUCAAGUUCGACUUGGUGUAGGGCGUGGGCGUUUACCGUUGUAUCGUUGACAUCUGUUAGGAAACAUGAAGAUUGGAGCAAGGGGGAUGAGAGUGAGAUCAGUUCCCCAACGCGAGCGUCCACCCUGCCACACGGUCACCGUCAUCAUCAUCGCAUCACUUUGCGCUAUUGCUAGGUUUGCACUGUCCAUCCAGCAAGCUGGCGCAGCUAGGCGCUGGUGUCCGGCGGUGGCCUAGACCUCCUCACGCUUGACUUCCUCACGCUUAACUUCCUCACGCUUGACU